AUGGAUGUAGCAAGUGGACAACAAGUUGUAUCAAAAAUGUCGCCAUCACAGAUUGAAAUGUUUAGUGAUCAUAAGCAAGUGAAACAAAUUGACGGAGGUCAAACUAAAUUACCAAUGAAAAGAUCUUUUGAUGUUGCAUUUCUUAUGUUACCGGAUGAUAAAUCAAAGCGAAGGGAAAAAGCAAAUAAUUCACCUGAGUUGAAUGUUGAAAGUUUUCCAAUGACUGAGUUGAGUGUCAGAAGUGAUCUUAUGACUCGCUAUCAUAACUUAAAAUCGAUGAAUAAUAACAAAGUUUUUAUCAGCAGUGAUUAUGUUAAUAAAGUGAAUGACGAUCGAUUUAGUUCGGGAUCUUUAAACAGCACAGCAUCGUCAGAGAAAAGUGAUGAAAUUAUUGAAAAUGAUUUGCCACGAAGUGCUUUCUCGAAAGUUCCACAAAUUAAUAAUAAUCUCGAUUCUCCUGUUCCACCGCCAUUGUCACCAGAUCAACUUAGUUGUUCAUCAGCAAGUCCACCAAUUUCUUAUAGUCCACCGUCUGGAAAUUUCCGACCAGAUUAUUCUCAGUUCAUGAACUCGAACGCUUUCCAAGCUAUAAAUCAAUCUGGAUUUUCUCAUGGCAAAUACAAGAAUUUAAUUUAUCGCGGAUGUCAAAUUCCUUCUGCACAUCUCAAUCAUUCUAACAACAAUGAUCACAGCCAUCUUACAUCUUUUCAAUUCGGUGGAUCAAAUCAUCAUGCUGCAGCUUUUAUGUCGCAACCUGAACAAUUUAUUAGAAAUCCAGCUGCUGCCAUUCUCUCGACACUUCUUCCAACUACACUCGGAGCUUUGUCAUUGCCAGCUCAAAAUGUUUGUGCUAAAUGCAAUAUCAGCUUUAGAAUGACAAGUGAUCUCGUCUAUCACAUGCGAUCACAUCAUAAAAAUGAAAACGUUCACGAUCCUAAUCGACGGAAACGUGAAGAGAAAUUGAAAUGUCCAGUUUGUUCAGAAUCAUUUCGUGAACGUCAUCAUCUGACAAGACACAUGACAGCACAUCAAGAUAAAGAAGGCGAUUUGUUAGAACAUGAAAUUGCAGAAUUUCAUUCGCGACGGAAAUGA
Molecule: messenger RNA, 1092 nt
Organism: Clunio marinus
Lineage: Eukaryota; Metazoa; Arthropoda; Insecta; Diptera; Chironomidae
Source: the annotation of a GenBank genome assembly